UGAGCAACAACAUACUAAUGUAAAAAACAUUGGUGGACAAAAAUGAAUGAAAAACGUCCAUUUUGGCAAAAAACUCUUGUUAAGAAAAGUGUUUUUAAAUUUUUGAAAUCUUUACACGAGAAUGUAUACGUUAACACAGAAACGUGACUAGCUUUAGGAAAAUGUCUAAAAACCUGUCCUACUGGUUUUAGCAUUUAUUUUUAGUUUUAGUUUAGAGCUGAUCCUUCUUGAGCGUCGUUGUCUUAGCAAAGAAAGAAAUACGAUCAAACUACCCGAAAACAAAUUGACCGUUGUACGAUGAAAUUAAGCAAGACAAACUCCAACUUGCUCUUCACGCUGAUUCUGGUAUUUCACACCAUGUCUGUACAAGCAGAAGUGAGGAUCCUGGCGGUGGGGGUCAGAGGUCAGUCCAGGUUCAUGGCUGCAGAUCUUCUGUCAGGAAGGAGAGACGGAGGACAGGAGGACGGAGAGAUCGUAAAGACUCCAGUAAUUACAGACGAGGCUGGAAGAACGAUGCUGGUCACCGGACCGAACCUCUGUGAGGAGGACGCAGAGAGACAGACCUUCACAACAGCGCUGUUCCUCUCGACUCCUGGACCUCACGCCGUUUUAAUGGUCCUGAAUCUGGAAGAUCAACAAUCAGGACAGUGUGAUGUUAAGAAACGAGCCCAGGAGAUGCUGGGAGCAGAAGUCCUGCAGUACUGCAUUGUUCUUCUGAUCCAAAACCACCAGGAACCUUUCACGGGAGCAUCCAGAGGGAUUAUCAACGCUUGUGGAGGAAGAUUUCACAUCAUAAGAGACUCUGAACCACAAUUUGCCCAAAGAGCAGCCCUUAUAGCAGAAAUAAACAAGUUAGUUUGGCUCAAUGAUCACAGAUUUUACUCAGUAUUGAGACGAGAGUUACCGUUAGAAGAACAGCAAAUCGACAGCAAACUUGGAGAAAAUCUGUUCUCAUCUGUAAUGAGUGAAACUCUAGGACUGGUCGGAUGGAGUCUGAUCAUUUCACUGAUUGCAGUUGUUCUGACGACUGACCAGAGCGACAGCGUUUUAAUUUUUGGGCUAACUUUAGCUGGACUUGUGACAUUUAUGACAUCUUUAAGAAAUGCUCUAAAUUCACAUGUUGUUUUUUCACUAAAUUUUGCUCUGUCCUCCACAGUUGCAGCUGCUUCCAUGAAGUAUCUGCCAAUGAGCACUUCAAAAGAAAAAGAAAAAGGUGAAAUUUUUUUUAUAUUUGUAGGUUUAGGAAUAACCCUUGGAUCUAUCAGUAGCAUAAGGACAUUUUCUGAUGUUUUUCUCGCAUGCUGUGCUGCUGUUGGCGUUACAAUUGGAACUUGUGAAUUUUUUAAACUUUCAUUCGAGCUCCAAAAACUGAAUGUCCAAGAGGUACUCCUGCUUUUCCGGUUUUGUGCAUUGUGUGCUGAACUCUCUGUGUUUUGCGUGGUUGUGUUCAAUGCUCUGUUUGGAGUGAUGCUCACAAUAAGUCUGAUAGUAAUCAUAAUCGCAAUUGUAGCAUUCAAUUUAGAGUCGAACAUGAAGGAAAUAGCAAAUACCUUCCUGUUUUUUCCAUGUGGUUGUGUGAUUAUUGCUUUAGUUGUUCUGAUUUUAGAGAUGUUGUUGGGUUUGCUUAAGAUAUUUGCAGAAUACUUGCUUGGUUCGUUCUUGUUUUAUCCAGCAGUUCUUUUGGGUUUUAUAAUGUUAAAAAAAGAGUCCAGAAAGCCUUUAAUGAAGAUCCAGCAAGAGAGCAGGAGCAGAUUCUCUCGUCUCCUGGACGUCAUGCCAAUUUAAUGGCCCUGAAUCUGGAAAAUAAAGAAUCAAAACUGUGACAUUCUGAAACAGGCUUUUAUUCUGGCAUGAACUUUUUAUUUUUGACAUUUCUAAUGCACUUGAAAUGUUUAUUGUUACAAUAAAAAUCAGUUUAAAUGAAAUGUGACUGUUUGUGUUAAUUUGGGGUUAAAAAUUUGAAAUGGGCUACGCUUUGUAGCAUCUGCAAAAUGUUAACUUUUUUUUACCACAUUAAGAGAGAUCAAACUACAUGCAUGUUG
Messenger RNA from Puntigrus tetrazona (Sumatra barb), 2042 nucleotides. RefSeq names its product GTPase IMAP family member 9-like. The transcript is spliced from 3 exons. NCBI's taxonomy places the organism in Eukaryota, Metazoa, Chordata, Actinopteri, Cypriniformes, Cyprinidae. Gene Ontology annotation, molecular function: GTP binding. Bases 298 to 1785 code for a protein of 495 amino acids. The record is from RefSeq and is a predicted model, not a curated record.